CCUCUAGCCAAAACCGAUCCCUGACCGUACCGCGCGCAUCUGCGCUGUGUGCAGCCUGUAUGUUACAGCAGCACAGCAGCAAUAGCCUUUAAAGAAAAAGAAACUAGUGUCCUUCGUGGAAACAGCACCGACAGGUAUAUCUAGUCGUCUCAAGGUUAUUUUACAAUUACUCCAAACAAAUAAAAUGGUUCAAGCCAAAACAUGGGUCCUGAAACAACACUUCGAGGGAUUUCCAAAAGACACAGACUUUGAGCUGAAGAUAGUGCAGCUCCCUGAGCUUAAAGACGGAGAGGUUCUUUUUGAGGCUGUGUUCCUUAGUGUGGACCCUUAUAUGCGACCUUUUAGCCGUUUUCGAAUGCAAGCUGGAGAUGUGAUGAUUGGAACUCAAGUGGCUAAGGUGAUUCAGAGUAAUAAUCCUGCAUUUCCUGUGGGCUGUCAUGUGAUUGGUCGAUCCGGAUGGAGAACACAUAGCGUGUCAGAUGGGAGUGAUAUCACUCGAAUUUUGGCUGACUGGCCUGAGGACGUCUCCUUGUCACAUGCCCUUGGAGCCAUUGGCAUGCCAGGGCUGACUGCACUCUAUGGUUUGGAGGAGGUCUGUGCCAUUAAAUCAGGAGAAACCCUACUGGUGAAUGCAGCCGCAGGAGCAGUGGGCUCUGUCGCAGGUCAAAUAGCCAAACUUAAAGGUUGCAAGGUUGUGGGUUCGGCAGGUAGUGAUGACAAGGUGGCUUAUCUAAAAGAGUUGGGCUUUGAUGAGGCCUUUAACUAUAAGACUGUCUCCUCACUGGAGGAAGCACUGAAGAACGCUUCACCUGAGGGAUAUGACUGCUUCUUUGAGAAUGUGGGUGGUUAUUUCUCCAGCGUUGCUAUUCCGCAGAUGAAGAAUUUUGGCCGUAUUGCUGUGUGUGGGGCAGUAUCCCUGUAUAAUGACAGCAACCCUCAGACAGGACCUUAUCAACAGCUAACCAUGAUUGUUAAGCAACUGAAAAUGGAGGGUUUUAUGAUGGCCAGGUGGGAGCAUAAAAAUGAUGAGUCACUGAGGCGAAUGUUGACCUGGAUGCAGGAGGGAAAGUUGAAGUGUACAGAGCACGUCACUACUGGGUUUGAAAAUAUGCCUGCUGCGUUCAUGGGAAUGCUGCGGGGAGAAAACAUUGGGAAGGCUAUUGUCAAAGUCUGAUGGAAGGUCUCUUAGGUUAACCAACAAUCCUUUUUAUUAUUGCUACUGCAUUAGUAACUGCAUUUCCAUGUUGUGUUUUAAUGAUUCUGGUGUUUGCAGAUUUGUCUAAUGCUUUGUGGUAUAAUAAAUAAACAUUUCCUGUACACUUUUCAA
Molecule: messenger RNA, 1327 nt
Organism: Paramisgurnus dabryanus
Lineage: Eukaryota; Metazoa; Chordata; Actinopteri; Cypriniformes; Cobitidae
Product: prostaglandin reductase 1-like
Biological process (GO): prostaglandin metabolic process
Cellular component (GO): cytoplasm
Molecular function (GO): 15-oxoprostaglandin 13-reductase [NAD(P)+] activity; 2-alkenal reductase [NAD(P)H] activity
Source: RefSeq, a predicted model, not a curated record